UGCGACCAUGGCCGCCGCCGGAGUCCUCGGCACCUUGCUGUUCCUUCGCUUCCCGUCUUAGUGUCUUGCGCGAGGGAGCCGAGGGGUGCUGGAGGGGUGGCGUGCAGGGCGUCUGCGUCGGGCUCACCCGGAGGGUGCGAGCGGGGACGCGUCGGAGGGUUACCUGUCCGGCUGCUGUAGACGCUCCUCCGCGCUGCUGUCGGUAUGGAACAUGAGACUGAAAAUAAUAGCUCAGAAUGUUCCUGAAGAAGAAAGUGUUUCCUUUGAGGUAGAAAUGGAAGGAUUUACAAGAGAGGGUCCCUGCUUCCCCAUUUUAGGUGACAAUUGGGACUGUGAGAACCAGGAAAGAAAUUUGAGGCAAUCUCCUUUAGUCGAUGAGAAGACAGAGGCUCAGGAAGCAAAUUGUGACCAUCUUAAUUUGGGGGAGCAUUUGAGUACAAACCCAGCCCUUCUACCAUCUCAGAGAAUAAACCGCUUCCAUGUUCAUAACUCAGAUAUUAAAACUUUUGAUUGUGACCAAACCAUACAUAGUUGUCCCCAGAAUUAUACAGUUAAGGGAACAGGUGACAGCGACGCUUGUGAAAAAAUCACCCAACCUUCCAUGGAAGUCACUCAACUUGUAAGGAACCAAACAAGAGAUAAACCCUAUAAAUACGCAGAAAGUAUUAAAUCUUUAAACUACUUUACCACUGCCCUUUGUGAUAAAAACAUUAAGAAAAGAAGCAAGAAACUUUACAAAGGUAAGGACUUUGGGGACAUCUCAGCCCUGAGCUCCUCUCUUAAUGAGAAGAGAAGUCAUUCUACUGAGAAACCCAAUAAAUGUGCUGAAUGUGGCAAGUGCUUCAAACGGAACUCUUCUCUGGUUUUACACCAUCGAACUCACACUGGUGAGAAGCCUUAUACCUGUAAUGAUUGUGGAAAAUCAUUCUCCAAGAACUACAACUUGAUUGUACACCGAAGGAUUCAUACAGGAGAGAAACCCUACAAAUGCAGCAAGUGUGGGAAGGCCUUCAGUGACGGAUCGGCACUGACGCAGCACCAGAGGAUUCACACGGGUGAGAAGCCUUACACAUGUCUAGACUGCGGAAAAUCUUUCAACAGAAAUUCAUCCCUGAUUUUGCAUCAAAGAACUCAUACAGGGGAAAAACCAUAUAGAUGUAAUGAAUGUGGGAAGCCCUUCACUGACAUCUCUCACCUCACGGUGCAUCUCAGAAUCCACACCGGGGAGAAGCCCUACGAGUGUAGCAGAUGCGGGAAGGCCUUCCGAGACGGCUCAUACCUCACUCAGCAUGAGAGGACACACACUGGAGAGAAGCCUUUUGAAUGUGUAGAGUGUGGGAAGUCCUUCAGUCGCAACUCUCACCUCAUUGUGCAUCAGAAAAUUCAUUCUGGGGAGAAACCUUUUGAAUGUAAAGAGUGUGGGAAAACCUUCAUCGAGAGUGCAUAUCUCAUCAGGCAUCAGAGGAUUCACACUGGUGAGAAGCCUUAUGGCUGUAACCAGUGUCGCAAACUCUUCAGGAACAUUGCUGGACUUAUCCGGCACCAGAGAAUUCAUACUGGUGAAAGGCCUUAUGAGUGUAAUCAGUGUGGGAAAGCUUUUAGGGACAGCUCCUGUCUGACUAAGCACCAGAGGAUUCAUACUAAGGAGACUCCGUACCAGUGUCUGAAGUGUGGGAAGUCCUUCAGGCAGAACACUCACCUGGUAGUGCAUCAGAGACUUCAUAACAGAGAGGGUCCCAGCCAGUGUCCUCACUGUGGGAAAAUAUUUAGAAGGAGCUGGUGUCUUGCCCGACAUCAGAGAACACACCUUGAAGAGCAGCCCACGGUAACGUAAUGGACAUGGGCCGUACUCUUCUUGAGUGAACAAGGGAUUUGUCUUUACAUGUGACUUCCCUUGCUAACAGAAAAGAAUUCUUUAUAAAAAAAAAACUGAAUAGGAGAUAUAUUAUAAUUGCAGUAAUACUGUUAUUAGGGAACUCCUGAAGAGAGGAUUGAAUGGUAAUCAAUGUAGUAAAGGCUUCAGGGAUGAUUCAGUCUAUACCAAACAUAUAGUGCAUACACUGAAAUAAAGCGCCUGUCGGUGAAGGAGGCAUUUUCCUAGAGAUACCCAUUUACCUUUACAUCAGGAUACUGAAACUGGAAAAAAAACCUGGAAUUCAUUCAGUAAGUAACCAGUAGGAGACAUCUUUAAUAGUAUCACCUUGUUGUAUACAAGCAAAUGCUUAUUAGAGUCAGUCAAAGCUUAUAAAUGUUAUUUGUAAGUGACAUUUUUGUCCAGAGGUUUUACUGUCCUGUUUCCACAAAGGCAUAGUGCUAGGACGUCUUUCACAGUGCUCUACAAACUACCCCAGGAUGUAGCUGGGUUUGCUGUUCGAAUGCACUUCUGUUUUAUGGCCCUGCCAGAACACAGAUGACUCACUUAAUGAGAUAGGAGUUGCUUGUGAUUGAAAUGAAGUUGUCCUUCUUAAGACUAAAAUACUCUCCAUGGUGGAAAGGGCCGCUUCUAAGAAAUAGGACCCAUUGUUUUAGGUGUUGAAUAAGAAAAUAUUGAAUUGUAUUUCAGUUAUCACCUGCCUUCACCAUUGUUGAUUAUUUCGGAUACUAAUUUGUGUAGAGUUCAGGUCUUUUGAAGCAAAAUCCAAAGGUUUCAUUGCUAUCCUAAAAAUGCUUAGAUCACUGCAAAAGAAGGCAUAAAAGUAGAUUUAUUAUAAUCAUGUAAGCAUGUUCAUAUUUGAUUGUAGGUUAGCAGUGGAUGAUGGAAUUAAGUGGCUUCUUAGGAGACUACAACUGUGUUGUUUUGCCUUUUUAUUUAUACAUUUUUAUGUACUAAUUUGGUAAUGUAUAUAAAAGUGAAGCUAAAAGGAAACAAAUUCGGAGUUUCUUGGAUCUUUGCCAGUGGAUAGAGGCCAAAGAUACCAUCAGAUAUCCUACAAAGGCUAGGUCAUGGUUACAGGAAGCUAUAAGCAUCUCCAGGUGUAUAUUGACAGAUGCUCUUCUGGAAUCAGAGCAUCCCAAAGCCUAGUCAUUUAUUUGGAAUUUUGGAUAUAAAGAUUAUGGCGCUGUAGAGGGAGAGGCAUAAGAGUCUUAAGGGUAUGGGAGAGAAAGUUACGGAAAAAUCUGGAAUAAUCUUAGCAUGUCCUUUCUCAGUGCAGUGUUAGCUGACUGAGAGCUUCAGAGGCCUCUGAUUCCUCCUGGAAAUUUUGUUUUGACCCUAUCUUUUAUCUUUUGGUUCCUGUGGAGAGAGAAUCAUAAGUCUAUUUUGAGAUAAUUAAGGCUGCUGAGUAGAUUCAUAAGGAAGUUAGACAUCCCAGUCUUCUGUAUGCAUGCCGUUGACGGAACGGCAGGAAGGUUAUCAUCUGAUAGGGAUGGAGAGAUAGUGGUAGAGAGUGCUUGAUAUUCUUCCAGAGGACCUGGGUUCAGUUCCUAGCACCCAUACGAUAGAAAGGGUCUGGUGCCUAGUGAAUAGAGGCCAAAGAUAUUGUCAGGCAUCCUAUAAAAAUAGCCCUUGGAACAGUUAUGAGUACUGUGAUUGGGACACACAAACACACACACACACAUACACACACGCACACACAAUCAUUUGUAACGUACAGAUUAUGUAUGAAUGAGGUAUUAGCAAAUACCUAGUGGACUGUUUAUAUUACUCAAGGGUGCAACACUUUGGUGUCUGUUACUCUCAAGUAAAAUAUGCAUGUACUAUUAGUGUUAGUAGUGUCCCUGCUUCUUGAUACUACAUUUCAGAUUCUGGAACAGGAGCUCUGAAAUUGUAGUGCGUCCACAUGGGAUUUGUGUGAGUGUAGAUUGUUUCCUCUUGCUCUUUUUUAAAAUUAGUUUUCUCAGAUGAUCUGGUAAAACUACUGUAGUGAAAAUAACUACUGUGUAGAAGAUGGACACUGUUGACUAAAGAGGGAAAGGUGAGAUUUGACUUGGGAGAGUUCCAGAUGACUUCCAGUGCAACCUGGGCAGUUUUCAGUGGUGGGCUUGCUGGACUGGGGAAUAGACAGGAGAGUGUACUGGACUAUCAGGAUGAGUACCAUGUACUCACACAGCCCUUACAUAGGUAGAGGAAACUUGGGCUGGAAUCAGAUGGAGAAAGUGAAGGUAGAGUAUUUUAAAGAAUGAACACUUACUUUACUUUUCCUGACUUUGAGGGGCACUUAACUUACUGUUCCUGGCUUUGAGGCUGGAGAAUCCGCACAUGAGUGGCUUCUGAAAGCCAGAGAGGUAAGAAAAUGGGUUCUUCCCCAGAGUCUCCCUAAAAGGAAUUACUCCUGUUCUUAUUAGUCUAUUGAGAUUGAGUGGAUUCAAGUCCUAAACGGCAAUAACUGAUGUGUGGUUUUAAGCCACAUUUUUCUUGUGUGGUAAUUUGUUAUAUUAUCUAUAGGUGAUAAACUUUGUUUGAUAAUUCUUUUUAGACUCCUCACUGAAGUGUGUUCUUUAAAGUUAAGUAAACUAACCCUUUCCACUCCAUAGCUAUAAAAAUUUUUUAAGGAAAAAAAGACGUCUCUUGGCUCUGUUGGCCUCUGUGCAUUCACCAUUUUAACAGUCCUGGAUUCUAUUACUAGCUUAGAGAUGUAAAUACUGUGAAUGUGCACAGGCGUACUCCUUUAAUGCCAGAACUCAGGAGGCAGAAGCAGAGGGAUCUUUUUAAGUUUGAGGCCAGCCUGCUCUACAAAGUGAAUUCCAGGUCAGCUAGGGGCUACCUAGUGAGAUCCUGACCCAAACAAGAAAUAAUAAUAAAAUAAAUUCUGUGAGUACCCAUUUGUGAAAAGAAAUCGCAGAAAAGAUAGAGCAACUUUCUUGUAACUGUAAUCCUACCCCUGUCCACUUGGUUGGCCAAGAAGAAGGCAUAUUUCAGCAUCAUGAAGCAUGUCCAGAGCCCAAGAAUGUCCAGAGCAGGGGUUACAGCCAACACGGAGAUUGGGAGCAUUUAUAAUUAUGGUCAGUGUCUUAACUAGUUGCCAUUAACCCACAUCCUUUUAAUUUUCAAGCUGUCGGUGUUCAAGUAUGCCGGCUUGCAGAUUGUUCACCAGCUUCAGUCUUUCUUAGUUCUGCAGCUGUAUAGAGAACUUGCAGUAAGGGUUGGUGUUACAGCAGAAAGCAGAACAAGGUGUUUACAGUUCAGCAGGGGAGAAAAGUGCACAGCAUGCAUCAGAUGGUGGUUGACGUCUGAGAGACAAGCAAAGCUGAGAGGGGGAUGGGAUGUCCAUGUUGGAUAAAUGUGAUUGCAGUUUUAAAAAGCUUGAUCAUUCAUUUCCCUUCCCAGUGAAAGGCAAUCACCUGUGUGACAUGUGAGGGUGUGAUGUCAUGGGACAAGAGGUUAGGCUUUAGGGAGAAGAAACCUUCCACCAUGUGAGUUACAGGGAGGAGCAAUUCAAUUAUAGACGGAACUUCUUUAUGAGCAGCAGUUAAAGAACUGGCUUCAUUGCAGAGGCAGAUGUGGAGAGCAAAACUUGGCGCCAAGGGUAAGUGCAGUUACAGGAAAACAUCUAUGAUUCUGAAGUUAAAUGGUUUCAGAAUAUGAGUAAUGAAGUCCUAGCAGAAGAAAAUAACAAGUACAUAAGUAUAUGCUUGUAUCUAUGCUUAAUAACCGGAGGUAUUCAGCAUUAAUGGCCAUUUCUGAUAAAAUAGACUAGUGUUCAAGUUUUAAAAAAUAAAGGGACUAUUGAGUGAUUCAUGAUAUCCUCACCAGGUUGUUCAGUCACUUCCAUUCUGUAAUUGCGGGACAUUGUUCGUUAUCCAUAGAGAAGCCCUUGGUGCCUCUUAGCCUCCUCCUGUUCCUCUGGCCCUGGCAGUCUCCAAUCUCCUUCCACUGUGUCGUUGCCAAUUCUUUACAUUGUACAUCAGUGGAAAAAUAAGACAUGUGGCCCUUUGUAACUUAAUUUCAUUUAGCAUAAUGUUUUCAAGGUUCAUGUUGUAUGUUCAAGGUCCUUUUUAUGGCUGAAAAGUAUUUUGCCACAGUAUGAUUACAACUGUAUCUUACUGGUUGCUGGAUCGUUGUUUGCUUUUGAGGAACCGAUGUCCGUUUAACGUUCUACUGAUGUGUGACUACUUUGACUUCUUCAUGUCCUUGCCUUAUUUAUUUUUUGCCUUAGUGGUGUGAAGUGUUAUCAUGUGGUUUGGGGAAAAUAAUUUAUAUAGUUGAAAAUCUAUACCUUAUUCCUUAUCCCAUGGAUCAGCAUUUUUUUUUCCUGCAAGGGAAAAAUCGUAUGUUAAACUGUAAAAUAUCAUUGCUGCAACUACUCAACCACAGAUGACUGUAAUGUGGACGUAGCUGUAGAUGAUUUGUAAGGAAAUGUGUGUGGAUAUGUCCAAUAAAAUUUUACAUAUGGACUCUGAUUUUUUAAAAAUUGUAUUUCACAGUGAAAAAUGCAGAAAAUUCAAGUUUCAUUUAUUAAAGGAAGCCAGGCCUGGUGGUGCUCACUUGUAAAUCUCAGCAUUUAGAGGCAGUGACAGGAUGAUUGCCACAAACAUGGACCACAUAGACUCAGUCUCAAAAGAAAAACAAAAGACAGAACUAUAAUAAAAUAUUCAUUGACCAAACCCACAAGAUUCGGAGUAGCGUUUACCCAGGGGCUGUAGUUUUAUAGACAAACUAUUUAAAUGGAAAGGCGUCUUGAAGCUUCUAGUUGAGAAUUUCAAACUUUUUAAAGUGAAAUGACUAUCAGAGAAGUUACAGUACACUUAAGAAUUCUUGUGUGUCCCUCCCCCUCGGACACUGAGCUGGGCUUCCAGCCUCUGCUCUGAUCUUCAGUUCUCAGCCUGUGAAACUCCUGGCCUUUGUUCUUUAGAGAACAAUACAGUAUGCUGCUCUCACCUGGAAGUGUUCCUGAUCGCUAGACUUGAAGAAUGCUGAUCUUAGCAGGCGACCUGCUGAGAGCGGAGCCUGCGAGCUCUGGGACUUCACCUCCAAGCCUGGGAGGAGGGGGUCCUUCCAAGCUAUAUAUUUAUUAACAUUUAUUAAAGUCUCAGUCUUGAUCGGCA
Apodemus sylvaticus (European woodmouse) is the source of this 6984-nucleotide messenger RNA. RefSeq names its product zinc finger protein 329 (gene Znf329). Bases 212 to 1834 code for a protein of 540 amino acids. Gene Ontology annotation, biological process: negative regulation of transcription by RNA polymerase II. Lineage: Eukaryota; Metazoa; Chordata; Mammalia; Rodentia; Muridae. The transcript has 2 exons. The record is from RefSeq and is a predicted model, not a curated record. Gene Ontology annotation, molecular function: DNA-binding transcription repressor activity, RNA polymerase II-specific.